AUGGACAAACACAGCCUGCAGAGGCUUCGCAAAAGCGGUCGUAGCGCCUCGCCCGUGGGACGGCUGCCGCUGCGCCCAUCAACGGCCGCCAACAGCAUCUCGGCCGCCUCCACAUCGACGCGGCUCACCGCUAGUUCGUCCUCGGAGCGUACCCGCAACCCGUCGACCGAGAGCGACGGCAGGCCGCGCACGCCGCCCUCGACGAGGCCUUCGAUGAACUCGGGCCAACAAGAUGACUAUGCCGACGACCAUCCGAGCCCGACUUCCGAUGAGGUCAGCCGGGCGCUGUGGACGGGAGCAUCCGACUCGGACGACGGUUCGGACGACGCAACGCCGGCCGCGAGUUUCCGCACGGCGACACCCAUCGGGACAGGGAAAUCACGCUCCAAGGAUACCCGGUCCAUCUUCCAAUCCAUCUUUAACAAGUUUGCAAAGACCGGAAGGCGGUUUGGCUUCGUGCCAAACAGCAAGUUUACCAAUCGACACGCAAACAACGUCUGCUGA
Molecule: messenger RNA, 504 nt
Organism: Colletotrichum higginsianum IMI 349063
Lineage: Eukaryota; Fungi; Ascomycota; Sordariomycetes; Glomerellales; Glomerellaceae
Product: TAM domain methyltransferase
Exons: 4
Coding region: 1-504 (167 amino acids)
Source: RefSeq, a predicted model, not a curated record